CCCAUUCAAAGACUUAUUUUCAGAUUCUUGAGGAAACUCUUCAAUAUAGGACUUAAUGGGUAGACCUCCACACAGCGGAGGCACAGCUUUUCGCUUCACUUCGAAUGAGUAAUAAUCAUGUAUGAUGUAUUGGGUUAACUGGUCUGUAGUAUUCGAGGGUUUGAUCGUGUUCAUGCAGUCGAAGUUUGAGAUUUUUGUGGUGGUGGAAAUGGAAGCUUGUCUGCAAGAAAUCAAUAAUGCAAUACCAGGUCGUGAAGUACUUUGUUCUCUUGCGGAGAAGUUCAGUGCGUCAGCCGAGAGAGCUGGGAAGAUUAUUGUGCAACCAAAGCAGGUAUGGAAUUGGUUCCAAAACAGAAGGUAUGCACAAAGGGCAAAAUUGAUUAAGUCUCCUGUGAAGCUGAGUAUUUCACCUAUGCCUCGAGAUGAUUCGGGUCAAGUGAGAAAUGUUACUCAAUCUUUACCUGCUCCUUCAGCAAGGAGUGCUUUUGAUAAUAGUUCUCAGAUGGAGUUUGAAGCCAAAUCAGCAAGGGAUGGAGCAUGGUAUGAUGUUGCAAACUUUAUUUCUCAUAGAAUGUUUGAGACAGGUGACCCGGAAGUUCGGGUUCGGUUUGCAGGAUUUGGAGCAGAAGAGGAUGAAUGGGUUAAUGUGCGCAGGCAUGUGAGACAGCGAUCUCUUCCAUGUGAAGCAUCAGAAUGCGUUGCAGUACUUCCUGGAGAUCUAAUACUGUGUUUUCAGGAAGGUAAAGAGCAGGCUCUUUACUUUGAUGCCCAUGUUCUUGACGCACAACGACGGAGACAUGAUGUUAGAGGAUGUCGUUGUCGGUUUCUAGUACGUUAUGACCAUGAUCAGUCCGAGGAAAUUGUGCCUCUUAGGAAGGUGUGCCGUCGGCCUGAGACUGAUUACCGGCUGCAACAACUGCAUGCUUUGAAGGAGCUUGCAUCAGCAGAACAGCGAAACACGGGCAAAGAUCCUUCCCUGGUCAGUACAUCAAGGGAUGUUAAUUCGGCAUCUCAAAGGGCAAGGAAGCAGCGAAAAGUGGAUGAGAAUACAGAUGAGGUUGUGACAGGGACUCCCCCACCCAUGGUCAAUACAGAUGAGGUUGUCACAGUGAGUCCCCAACCUAUGGUCAAGGAGCCUGUUACUGUAACCAUUACUGCAGAAACUGCAUCAACUGAAACAAUGAAAGCUGAAAAUGCUAGUGGCAGUAAUACAGUUACUCUUGAUGCACCAAAGGCUGAUGCUGCAUUGACUAUUGCUGCAGUCGCCGGCACAGGCAAUGGGUCUGGCCUUGUGGAGAAUAUGCAAGAAGGAAGAUGACAUGUAUUUUUUCUUUGAUGUAAGAUAGAAUUGGAUCUUCAUAUAUGCUUACUCUUUUUAGAUUGCUUUGUUUUU
Messenger RNA from Telopea speciosissima, 1393 nucleotides. RefSeq names its product protein SAWADEE HOMEODOMAIN HOMOLOG 2. Gene Ontology annotation, molecular function: DNA binding; chromatin binding. The record is from RefSeq and is a predicted model, not a curated record. NCBI's taxonomy places the organism in Eukaryota, Viridiplantae, Streptophyta, Magnoliopsida, Proteales, Proteaceae. The transcript has 10 exons. Bases 122 to 1318 code for a protein of 398 amino acids.